CUGAAGGCAUCGCAGCCUCGCGUGCCACUCAGUGGAAAAUGAGGCUCCUGAGGGUCUUUGGUGUCAUGUAUGUCGCUGCCAUUUGUGUGGCUCAAGAUCCUCUGGAUGUCACCUCCAUGGACAUCUUGCCUCCCAGUGGAUCAUCAAAUGCGACCGAGUCGAUCUAUGGUGAGUUAAACGUCACCUCCAUGUUCAGCGACAUUUUCCCAACCAGCCAACCUUCAACUGAAAGCCAGACAAUCUAUGAGCCUCCUGUCCCAUCAUUGCACUUGCAGUCACCCUGGUUUGAGAUCUUCCCCUUCGAGAAAGCGGAGUUUCUGUGUUUAAUCAAUGACAGCUCUGACUGGAACGUCACCUGGCACAAAUCGGGCAGUCAAGUACAAGAAACAGACCCAAAUUUGUCUUUCAGUAUGUCGCAAGGAGUAGUGCUGACCAUCCCCGCAGCAUUGCCAGCACAUUCUGGACUCUAUGUGUGUCAAGGUCAUCACAAAGUAAAGGGCAAUACGAGCUACAGUAAUUCGCUUGAACUGAAAGUCGAUGCAAACAAGCCCAAAGCAACUCUGACGCAGAAUCCAAAGUGGGAACACAUGUACCCAGGAGAAUCUGUCACUUUUCAGUGCACGAUUCACAAGUCUCAAGGUUGGGAGUAUGAGUGGUUCCGCAAUGACAUGAAAAUCCAAGAAUCUAACAUUACAUAUAGAAUAGAUUCUUUAACACUAUCUGACACUGGGCGGUACCACUGCAAAGCCAAGAGAGGAAAAAGUCUUUUUUUUUUUUACACGGAACAAAGUGAAACCUCAAUCCUGCAGGUCUAUGAACCACCAACACCAACUCUGAGGCUUGUGACUUCCUGGUCAGAUGUGUUUGAAAAUGAGACAGUGGAGCUAUCAUGCAAUAUGGACAGCUCUAACUGGACAUUCAUCUGGCACAAACAUGGAAUGGAACUCCAAAGAGACUCUGUGGUGAAGCUGAGAGCAGGAGGAUCCCGUCUCAAAAUAACCUCAGCUUCUCGAGCUCACCAAGGAGAAUAUUCUUGCAAAGCACAACUGAAGUCCAGGAAAGUCACCUCCAUAUUCAGCAACACUGCAAUUGUUCAUGUUUAUGGAACUCCCCCUAAGCCAUCACUGAGCAAGGAUCCUAUUUUGAACUCGAUGUAUGUUGGAGAAAACACCACAUUCACCUGCAAAGUGGAUGUGGCAACCGGCUGGGUAUACCAGUGGUACAAAGACGGAACAACACUUAUUGGCACAGACGAGACCCUCCAAAUCACACACCUUGGUCCUCAUGAUGCAGGGACAUACCAGUGCAAGGCUACUAGAGGCCAAAGAACGUCCACGGACAUUAGUGACAAGAUGACUCAAGAUGUUCUUGAAAUUCCCGUUCCGUCAAUGGUGGUAAGCACCCGAUGGGCAGAUGUUUUCCCCACGGAGCGUGUGACAUUGAGCUGUGCAAUUGAGACAAGCUCUGACUGGACGUAUAAAUGGCAAAAAGACGGUCAGGUGAUCCAGAGCAACAUGUCUUUUACGUUGGAUGGAACUACUCUGUCCAUUGACUCUGCUUCAGACUUUCAUGGAGGGAUUUACAGCUGCUCAGGAACACUAAACAGCAGGCCUGUCAGCAGCAACCUUUCUUCUGGAGUAUCAAUCAGUGUCUACGGCAAGAAACCCAAAGCCAUCCUGGUGCAGGACCCUGCUGAUACAUUACUGCACACUGGAGAUUCUGUCUCCUAUAGCUGUCACAUCAACGUCUCCUCUGGAUGGGAGUAUCGGUGGUACAAAGAUGCUGAUCCACUAACUGUAUCUGGAAACAACUACACCAUAAGUCCACUGGCCUUGGGAAACACUGGAUCAUAUAAAUGUCAAGCAAUGAGAGGGCGAAGCAGUGCUAUCUUUGAGACUGAACAGAGUCUGACAUUAAGUCUUCAAGUUGAAGAACGUCCAUUGGCAAAUAUAAUUGUCUUGACCGGCUGGUCCGAGGUCUUUUCCACUGAUAGUCUCGUGCUCCAGUGUGAGGUCACAGGAAGCAGGGACACCUGGAACUACACAUGGUUUGUCAAGGGACAACAGAUCACAAACUCAUCUUCUGAAAAACACACAGUCACACCCCAAAAUGACCCCGAGCAGAGUCAAUACGCUUGUCAGGGGAUUCGCAUCGGAAGACCCUAUUACUCCACAAAAAGUGAUGCCCUGACGACUAAGAACCUUUUGUUGAAGAGGCGGGUGCUUCUCUCUAUAUCUGGCUGCAUCUUCUUUGGCAUCGUCGCUGUUUUUUUGGGCUGCUUUGUUCUCAAAGUCACCAGGAAACCAGAGGACAAUGAAAGGAGACCGGAUGAGCCCGAGCUCUUCCUCACCAUGGCUCAGCUAAAGGAACGUGUUGAUGCUCCUUGUCUAUUGGUUGAUUACAUCACAGAUGCACAAUUGAACAAUCCAGCAAAAGAGAGUGAGGACAUUAACUGCAGUGAAACAACAAAGUUACCUGUAAUCUUACAGCAAGACCAAGCAGUGACGACAGAGAGCACUGAUAAAGCAGCGGAGGAUGGUGCUCUUGUUUCUUUUCAACACUGAGCCACCAAACUUGAAUGUAUUUGAACACAUGUAUAAGGAAAUGUGUGUGGAACUACACAAACAAAUGGCAAAUUGCUCGGUCUCCAUUCAAAGGUCACAAUAUUUCACUGUUGGCGGUGGAAAGGAAAAUUCAAAUCAAAACAGUUUGUUGACUCUACAAAGAACAUGAAUUUCUUAAAAUUGUACAAUUGCAUAUUCUUUUUUUUUUAUUGAAAAAUGACAGUGCUACAUAGAUUAAUUUGCUAGUUACAAUUAAAGCGUUCCAUAACACAGUGUUUAUUUGUUUUUACAUAAACCACAAGCUUUUAAAGGGGACUUAUGAUGAUUUUCCUCUUUUUGGACAUAAGAUAUGUUACAAUGUUGGAUGGUGGUGUUAAACAAAAUAAAAGCCUCAUAUCAUAUAAGGUAAUACAUUUGGGCAUGAGCUUGCACACAGUUUUGGGUGCCUCUGACAGCUGUGGUUGAGUCUUAUUUGGACAUUAAGUAGAAAUUAUCAGCUUCGGACUGUGAGAAUAUUAUCACCUUACGAGUCAGCUCUCCUGAUCUCUUGUCCUCAUACCUGCUCUGAUGUCUAAAAAAAAAAACUUUCAUGUUUGCUUGUUCACAACAUUUUAUACGUGACUUGGGUCAAGAUGGACCAGUACAAAAUUAGAUUAGCCAAUAAACUACGACGGGGGAAAAACAAAGACAAUACAACUUGGUUUAGUAAUAAUAAUAAUAAUAAUGAUAAUAAUAAAAGACAAGGUAAGAUAAUAUAUUAUUUUCAUCUAAUCUUGCCAUGUGCAUGAUAACACCAAUGCAGUGAGAUAAAUGCUACUAAAAGCAACUUUUUUAUGAAUCUUGUAUCGAUCCAAGAUUGUGCAGUCCUUAAUGUUGUGACCCGUGGAGCUAUAUAUUGUUUAUGAAGUUUAUUUUUGACCAUGUCUGGGGAGGGGGGAAAAAACUGUUAUCUGGGAUACCAGAGAGGAAAAAAAAAAAAAUAUGAGGAAUUUAAAAAUAUCAGCUGGCAGCCCAGGGCAGAUUUGACCAUUGUUAGGAUGAUUUGGAAGAUAAUUCCUACAUAGAAAUUCUUUAAAAAAUGCAAUUUAAAGAAAAUACCCCAACGGUUAGUGUUUUCAUGUAUGAAAAUAUCAAUUUGAAGUUUCAAAUAAAUUUAAGAAUAAAGACAUAAUUAUGAUAACAAAUGUUGAAAUUGUAAAAACUCAAAUAUUUUGUUGAACAAGUAAGUCACUUAGUCAUGGAUGUAAAACUGCAUUCAUGAUGUCUGCUACAAGUUGGUGUUUGUUCAAUUAUAACGUGGAGAUUUGUAUAACCUGUAAUCUUAAUAAAUUCAUGAUUAUACGUCAUAGUGCUUUCUAGGCAACUUUGGUCAUGCAGCACAAGAUCUUAUACAUGUUAGUAUUUUAAAUCAUGAUUAAAAUCAUGAGACAUAAUAAAUUGUCAACAGCAAGAUGCCAUAUUAUUACUUCCUUAGAAUAGUAACUUAUGAAAAUGACUCACCAGGCAGUUUGUAGAUUUAUUUUCUUUAUCUUUUCUUCGCUGCAUGUUAACUUGUGUGAUGACUGUAUUAUGAUGAUAGUAUAUAUCUGUACUAUGAAUCAAUUUAAGUGGACCCCGACUUAAACAAGUUGAAAAACUUAUUCGGGUGUUACCAUUUAGUGGUCAAUUGUACGGAAUAUGUACUGUACUGUGCAAUCUACUAAUAAAAGUUUCAAUCAGC
Molecule: messenger RNA, 4284 nt
Organism: Nerophis lumbriciformis (worm pipefish)
Lineage: Eukaryota; Metazoa; Chordata; Actinopteri; Syngnathiformes; Syngnathidae
Product: cell adhesion molecule CEACAM5-like
Biological process (GO): immune response; cell surface receptor signaling pathway
Cellular component (GO): external side of plasma membrane
Molecular function (GO): transmembrane signaling receptor activity
Source: RefSeq, a predicted model, not a curated record